Messenger RNA from Malaya genurostris, 804 nucleotides. RefSeq lists its product as uncharacterized. NCBI's taxonomy places the organism in Eukaryota, Metazoa, Arthropoda, Insecta, Diptera, Culicidae. The transcript is spliced from 2 exons. The coding region runs from base 1 to 804 and encodes 267 amino acids. The record is from RefSeq and is a predicted model, not a curated record.
AUGGAAAAUUGUGGCAUGCCAAUCCAGAAAAGGGGAAGGAACUUUGGUCCUCAAGAUGACCAGCAGCUUUGUAAAUCGUGGAUCACGAUUUCAGAAGAUCCAGUGAAAGGCACAGAUCAAUCUGUAUCAAUAUUCUGGACAGCGAUAAAGAAUGACGGUAAUUUUCAUUCUAGAACAACCGAAAGCCUGCGUCAAAGAUGGGGAAUUAUCAAUCGUGCGGUCUCGAAGUUUACUGGUUGCUAUAAGUCUAUUAGUAGUCUGAAUGAAAGUGGCACCAAUAGCGAGGACGUGCUACAGAAAAGUUUGGAUCUACAUAAGCGUGAACAAAAAGAAGAUUUUAAGCACAUGGAAUGCUGGGAAGUUUUGAAAGUUUGUCCAAAGUUUAAUAUACAUAACGCAACUCAAAAGUUACCUGGAACAAAAACAGCUGAAUUAUUCGAGAGCACCACUACAAAGAGACCCAUUGGAAGGAACUCAGCAAAAAAGGCGAUAAUAGCGAAAGCUUUUGAAUACAGAAGAGCAGACGCUUUAGAACGUAUUGAUAAGGCGACAGAGCGAAAAGCAACUCUAUUCGAGGUUUAUACCACUGCUCUCAAACAGCAAAAUCGUUUACGAGUUGCCACCGCUCGGCUAGACGAAUUAGACGCAGUUUCUCAAAAAAUUCUUAGAAUCGAGAAGCAAAGAUUACUUACGGAUAUGAGCGCGGAUUUACAUGAUGAAACUAGCAUCUCUCAAUCAUCUUUAGAUAUCGAAGAAGAGCCAGAAGAAAACAUGUUUGAAGAAUACAUUGAAGAGGAUAUUUAA